Theileria equi strain WA is the source of this 2313-nucleotide messenger RNA. RefSeq names its product 4-hydroxy-3-methylbut-2-en-1-yl diphosphate synthase, putative. The record is from RefSeq and is a predicted model, not a curated record. Lineage: Eukaryota; Apicomplexa; Aconoidasida; Piroplasmida; Theileriidae. Gene Ontology annotation, molecular function: iron ion binding; 4-hydroxy-3-methylbut-2-en-1-yl diphosphate synthase activity (ferredoxin). Gene Ontology annotation, biological process: isopentenyl diphosphate biosynthetic process, methylerythritol phosphate pathway; terpenoid biosynthetic process. The transcript is spliced from 10 exons. Bases 1 to 2313 code for a protein of 770 amino acids.
AUGUCUCCGUACAUAUUCUUUAUAUUUUUUAUAUUACACACGGUUGAAUCUUUGAGCUUGGGAAGGUUUGUCCGCGACGGCGAUAUUUCCAAAUUCAACCGGAGACUAGAUCUAGCCACUAGAGAUCAUUGGGAAAAGACUCAAUUCUCCGGUAUUCCAAACAUUAUUGGUUUCAUAUCGCAGAAUAAAAAUCUAUGUGAUUUUCAUGGAGAUAAACAGCAUACUUCUGCGCAUAAAAAGGAUCCUUCCUACGAAAAUGUUUACUGCGAAUCGAUUUCAAACCGAAUAAGAUUCCCUACGCGAUGUGUAAAGAUAGGAAAGGUAACAAUUGGUGGAAACUCACCCAUUGCCUUGCAAACAAUGACAUCUUCUGAUACUAACGAUGUAGACGCUACAGUAGACCAGAUUUUGAAAUCUCGGCAGCACGGGGCUUCAAUGGUUAGAUUGACUGUACAAUCGCCUAGAGAAGCAAAAUCUUCCGUGGCAAUCAAGGAGAAGCUUCUCUCCAUUGGAUGUGAUAUUCCAUUGAUCGCAGAUAUUCACUUUAAUCCAAAGGUGGCAUUACUUGCAGCUGAUGUCUAUGAUAAAGUGCGGGUAAACCCAGGGAAUUAUGUAGAUGGACGCAAAAACUGGGAUAUGAAAGUAUACGAAACAGAAGAAGAAUUUAGGAAAAGUGGAGAAUUUAUAGAGGAAAUGUUUACUCCACUGGUUGAAAAAUGCAAAAAACUAAAGAAAGCCAUACGUAUAGGCACAAACCAUGGGUCUCUCUCAUCCAGAAUAAUGAGUUAUUAUGGAGAUUCACCCAGAGGAAUGGUAGAAUCUGCGCUGGAGUUUGCAGCAAUCUGUGUAAAACUAGAUUUCCACGAUAUUGUCUUUUCAAUGAAAUCGUCGAAUGUUUAUGUAAUGACACAUGCGUACAGACUUUUGGUUCAUGAGCUGUACAAACGCGGUUGGAAUUAUCCCAUACAUUUGGGAGUAACAGAAGCCGGAUCAGUUGACGACGGACGUAUUAAAAGUGCUCUUGGGAUAGGAACACUCUUAAUGGACGGAAUAGGAGAUACCAUAAGAAUGUCUCUUACCGAAGAUCCGUGGCUAGAACUGUCCCCCGCAAGAAAAUUAGUAGAGUGUGUAGAAAGAUAUACCAAAAUCAACACAAAAGAAACGCUUAGAGAAUUUAGAAACUUUCAGGAUAUAGAAAAACGCGAAUUGGAUUAUGGAACUAGCAUAUUGAAAUAUGCUGAAGGUGGAAACAAAAAUACUUUAUUAAAUCCGGAUGGAUCGGUUGGAUGUAUUUUAACCUCCGAAGAUUUGAGCGAUCCAAUUACCCUCUACAAGUCGCUAGGAGUCUCAAUGAACAAUGGGCUACCUCAGCGCAACAUCAAAUCGGUUGAUUUUGUGGUAUUGGAAUCUGUUCCACAAUUUCAUGAAUGUUCAAAGCAGAGAAUUGUUAAGGAACUGAUAGAAGGAGGAAUACAGGUAGUUGCUCCAGUUGAUCAAUUGAAGUAUAAUCCAAUAAAGUUCUCUAUUGGACUUGUAGAUUUGGAAAAAUUGCCUAAUUUCCAAAGAAGCCAAUCAGAGAAAACUGAAGAUAAUAAAGAUUUUAUAGAUUAUGCUGACAAAUUACCAAUUGUCGCCGUUAGAAUUACUGGAAAUGAAACCGAUGAACAAAUUUUACAAAUGUGCAAUGAUACUAACUCUAAAGUUCGCAUUGCUGGACAUGCCAAGGUUGGAUUCAUAAUUAUGACCAUCGAUCCGAAUCUGAAUAAUGUAGCCACUGUAAGACGCAUUUUUGGGCUGUUGGUACGUGCAAAUUCCAACAUUCCAGUGAUACACCAACUUGAUCUAACGAGCUACAAGGAUCAUGAGGAUGUUGUUGUAGCAGCAUCUACCCUUGUGUCUUGUCACUUGGUCGAUAAACUUGGUGAAGGGCUUAUUUGUAAAACUUCACUUCCCCUGCAAGAAUCAAAUGCGAUUUCUCUCAACAUCCUACAGAAUGCAAGAAUGAGAAGCUUCAAGACUGACUUCAUUUCGUGUCCAUCGUGUGGACGUACUCUCUUUGAUAUACAGAAAACCACGGAGGAAAUCAAAAAGAGGACUGGGCAUCUACCAGGGGUAACUAUUGCUAUAAUGGGUUGCAUUGUAAAUGGAAUUGGAGAAAUGGCAGAUGCAGACUUUGGUUACGUAGGAGGAUCACCCGGGAAGGUUGAUUUGUACGUCAAAAAACAACUUGUUGAACGCGGAAUUCCAAAUGACCAAGCAUGCGAUAGACUCAUUGAUCUCAUCAAGAAACACGGUAGAUGGAUAGAUCCAUAA